AUGGAGGAUAUGCCGUACCUGGUGGUUAUAAUGAAGGCCAAGGAUUUCCAGUUGUUCAUCAUAGGUUUGGACAAAUUGGGCAUGGAACCUACUCAGCUGAUCAUUAACCUUCUCAGUGUCGGCUUACCUGAUAAGGGACUUACAAAAACAGUAUCCGAAAACGUUAUCAUGGAGACUUUAAUCAAAGCACGUGAACUUUUUCUGUCUCAACCAUCUAUGGUAGAACUCGACUCACCUGUGAAAAUAUGCGGAGACACACAUGGACAAUAUCCUGACCUGCUGCGAAUAUUCAACAAGGGCGGAUUUCCUCCUCUCUCAAAUUAUCUGUUUUUGGGAGAUUAUGUAGACCGAGGAAAGCAGAACCUAGAAGUUAUUUUGUUAGUUAUUGCUUACAAGUUACGCUACCCCAAGAAUUUCUUCAUAUUGCGUGGAAAUCAUGAAUGCGCAAAUGUGAAUCGCACUUAUGGCUUUUACGAUGAGUGCAUGAGAAGAUAUCAGAGUCAGAGGAUGUGGCAGUCAUUUCAGGACACAUUCUGCGUUUUGCCUUUGACUGCGCUAGUUGGUGAUAAGAUUCUUUGCAUGCAUGGUGGACUAUCUCCACAUUUGGAAUCGCUUGAUCAACUAAGAACAGUUCCAAGACCAACGGAUGCGACUGGAAAUACACUGGAAAUGGAUUUGCUCUGGGCGGACCCGGUCAUAGGUCUUAGCGGAUUCCAGGCGAACAUGCGCGGUGCAUCUGUCGGUUUUGGGCCGGAUAUACUGGCCAAAUACUGCAACAUGCUAAAUAUCGACUUGGUUGCUCGGGCUCAUCAGGUAGUUCAAGAUGGUUAUGAAUUCUUUGGAGGAAGGAAACUAGUGACGAUCUUCUCCGCACCUCACUACUGUGGACAAUUCGAUAACGCCGCUGCAAUGAUGACCGUGGAUGAAAACCUCCAGUGUUCUUUCGAGAUACUCCGCCCUUCGGUAGGGAAACCGCAACCUAAAGUUGUACCAACUACGAUGGGAUCUCCGGGUGCAGCAGCAUGUCCAUAGAUUCAUGCUUUUGUUAGUAAAUUCUCUAUGGCUGCAUGAAUGACUUACAUAUUAGACUUAUAUUCGUCUUCCCUUCUUGAAGUUUCCUCGUUGAAUUUCCUCUCUAGCAAAGCAUUAGAAUCAGUAUCUUGAAAGUGGCAGAAAAAUAUUAACGCUAGAUAAAAUAAACACC
Molecule: messenger RNA, 1204 nt
Organism: Cylicocyclus nassatus
Lineage: Eukaryota; Metazoa; Nematoda; Chromadorea; Rhabditida; Strongylidae
Source: the annotation of a GenBank genome assembly